UGAUGAGGAGAAAACUAUGGCGAUUGCCUCCCUCAAGCUCGAUUUGGCUGAUCAUCCUUUACUACAGCCGGUUUUAAUUUUGUAUGGAAUGGAAUUUCCUCGACUUUACUCUUUACUUCUUUUUGGAUCUUUUUACUGGGGGGUUUUGACAUUACCUACGAUUUUAUUGCCAUCGUCUAGCAAUACCUUGGUGGAUUACAAAAUAUUGUGGAGACCUACCCCAGGGUGCCCAAAAAAAUUUGUCGGUUUUAUCUGUACAAUUUCCCCAAUAUACAUUUUCCGUCUUCUACAUUCCCAUUCCCAUUUCUUGUACACUCACUCUUACAGCUCACAUUGCCUGGUCGAAGCCACAGCAUUCAUAUUGAAUGAAAUCUCGACCUUCGCUAUCACUUGCUGGAAUGCUACCUGAUAGCUCAAAGGCUGUGUAUCAAGAAAAUGACGCUGUCGAUUUCGACAUUGCCAUCAACGGCUACACCGACAUCCAGCCUCAUGGCCUAAUGGCCUCCCGCUUAGCUGGAGAUGCACGACUAUACACUGCCAUUUCGACCAAGUUAAAUCAAAGAGUCGUCGUAAAAGAGUGUGACGCUAAUCUUUACGAUAUGACCAAAUUACGCCAUGAAUAUAACUUGUUGAUGAGCUUACCUGAAGAUGCUCCUGCGAUUUUGAAGCCGCUGGCACUUGAAUCAUCUUCAAGAGGCUUGAUGGUGAUAUUUCCAAAGCAAGAAGGAAGGUUAACACUAAGGGAAUUGUACCUAGAAGGACUACCUAAGCGAAACGUGCCCAUCGCUGCCCCUGUUAUGCCCCUGGACAAAUUUUUGGAUAUGGCAUCUCAAAUAGCUUCCUCACUUGUGUGUAUCCAUGAACUCUCGAUUGUUCACCGCAACAUAUCUCCCGGAGCUCUGUCUUGUGAUAACAGUAACCGAGCAGCCCUGCACAAUUUCACUUUAGCCAGCCGGCUGACAACCGAAGUGACAUCAUUCAGCAAAUCCAAUGCAAAAAUUCUGGAAGGGAAUCUACUGUAUAUGUCACCGGAGAGUACCGGCCGAAUGAACCGGACGAUAGAUACGCGCUCCGACUUUUAUUCCUUAGGUGCAACGUUCUACCACCUUUUGACCGGCCUGCCUCCGUUCGACACCAAUGACCCUGUCGAACUAAUCCACCAACACAUUGUACAACCACCCACACCACCACACGCAAUCGUUCCAUCUAUACCCACUCCCGUCUCCGAUGUCAUUUUGAAAAUGAUGUCCAAAACACCUGAAGACCGAUAUCAAAGCGCCAAAGGCCUUAAAAGAGAUAUUGAAAUAUUAAUAGCGCGGAAUCGUAAUAACGACUGGCACAACUUCGUCGCUGGAGAAGUAGAUCGAAAUUCUCAAUUUAUAUUACCACAGACGUUAUUCGGAAGAUCAAAAGAGCGGGGCGUGAUCCUUUCGGCGUUUGAACAUGCUAAAGAGGCGGGCGGCUCUCACCUGCUAAUCGUCAAAGGCUAUUCCGGGGUUGGCAAAACGUCUCUAGUCAAUGAAAUUCAGCGCCCUGUCAUAAAAGCCAAAAGCUAUAUUGCUGCCUCUAAAUUCGACCAAUUUGGACGCGACAUUCCAUUUGUGUCCAUGAUCCAAGCCUUUCGAGACCUUAUUCGCCAACUUCUAUCAGAACCAUUAUCAGAAUUGGAAAAUUGGCGCAAAUCAAUACAAAACGCUGUUGGAAACAACGGACGUGUCAUUACAGAUGUUAUGCCAGAUGUAGAGACCAUCAUUGGACCACAGCCGGCUAUUCCACUGCUUGGCCCAACCGAAUCGGAAGCCCGAUUUACCAAUAUCUUCCAGCGCUUUGUCAGUGUGUUUGGACGCCCCAAUCGCCCUCUUGUUCUCUUUCUAGAUGAUCUACAAUGGUCUUCCAAAACCGAACUCAACUUGAUUCGCAAAAUCCUUUGUAGUCCAGAGAAGCAACAUCUAUUGCUUAUUGGCGCUUUCCGAUCAAACGAGGUAUUGCCAGGAGAUCUUCUUGCCGUCAUUUUAGAUCAGCUUGAAGAAGAUCCAACCGUUAAUAUGACAACAGUCGCCCUCGGUCCUUUGGAUCAUGAAAGUGUACGAUGUAUUGUUUCAACGACGCUUAUUGGACAUGUCGAUCCUAUAAAGCAUACCCUGAUCGAAAGACAUCAGUCAAAACAGCCCACAAUGCACCAUAUCCAGGAGCUCACAACACUAAUCUAUGAUAAGACAGAGGGAAAUCCCUUCUUUGUAUUACAGCUUCUGAAAUCCUUUUACACCAGUGGUGACAUAUCUUUUGAUUACGGCACGAAUGCUUGGCAAUGGGAUAUCAAGCAACUGUAUACGAAGGAAAUCUCGCCAAAUGUCAUCGAUCUGCUCAUCAAUGUAAUGUCUCAGCUGCCUGCGCCAACGAGAAACGUUUUGUUACUGGCAUCAUGUAUUGGAAAUAGGUUCACAUCAGAUCUACUCUCUAUCGUGAAUCAGAAGGAUUUAAGUGCGACAGUCAUGGAUCUAUGGGAUAGUUUGGCGGCGAAGCUUGUCAUUCCUCUAGAUUCAAAUUACAAGGUUCCUAUGGCUUUCUUUGAAGAGCAUCUGGAGUCCAUCGAUCAACACUUGCAGCUGGCUGAGAAUGCAGUCAUGGAUAGCAAAGAUGAAAUGUUUCAUCACUCACCGUCAAUGAUGUCUUCUAUCGAUGAGUCUGUGAGGUCAAAACAUAUUCUUUAUCGCUUAACUCUCGACAGUGAAACGACAAGAAUAUCCAAAGAACCCAUUGUGAUACAUUUCAAAUUUUUGCACGACCGUGUUCAACAAGCCGCGUAUAGUCUUAUUCCUGAGAAGGAUCGCCAUAAGACGCAUUUACAAAUCGGAAGACUUAUGUUACAGUAUGCCGACAAUCAAGCACAAACCGAAGAAAGCACUAUGUCCGACGAAGAGCUUUUUAAUAGAUCUCGACAAGGUUUCUUUCAGCUCACGUCUUACUUGGAUCGCAACAUCUUUAACAUUACCAAUCAACUUAAUGCCGGAUCUGACUUAUUGAAAAAGCUACCAAACAAUGGAGAUGAAAUACGUCGGUUGAUAUCACUCAACCUUCGGGCUGGCUUGAUUGCACAGCAAGCUACCGCUUACGAUGCAAGUGUAAAGUAUUUUCGACAUGCCAUCGAUCUUUUGGAUGACAGCUCUUGGGAAACCAACUAUAGUACCACUUACUUUGUCCAUUUCGGUCUUGCUGAUGCUUUGUAUCAUGCCACUGCAUUUAAGGAGGCACUCCAUUGGUUUACCACCGCCUUAAAUCAAUGCCGGUUUGCAAAGGAUAAGGCUCAACUUUACCACGGUUUACUUAAAUGCCACAUGGGAGACGGCCAAACAUCCGAAUCUAUCGACUGUGUCCUGGAAGGGUUACAGAUCCUAGGCUAUGAACUACCGUCUACACCGGAAAGUAUGGAAUCAUACUGCGCUACUAUCUCGCACCGCAUUGAAAGCAUGAAUGUUGAGGAAAUUCGCAGCAUGGCAAAUCUAACACUCACCAAAGAUGUCUUACAUCUUGCGACCAUUCGCAUUCUUGUUAGUUCUAUACCGCCUGUCUACUUUUCGCGACCAGAAUUGUUGCCCUAUAUCAUCUUAACCGGCUUAAAUGCGACUUUGGAUAACAAUGUGGUACCAGAAGUAACAUAUAUCUACACUCUUUAUGGCUUAUUGACAAUUGGUACAGCCAUGAACAAGUUUACGACACCGGAAGAGCUAGCCAAUGUUAUUGUCAUCGCCUACGAAUGGGGAAAACUUGCCGUUACCUCACUCGAAAAAUACGAAAGAACUCUUGUGGAGUGCGCUACUUUGAAAGUAUACGCUUCACAUGUACAAUGUUGGAACGAACCACUAGCUAAUACCUAUGCUACUUUUGAGCAAUCUAUUGAGGAAGGCAUCUCUACCAUGAACGGUGAAUAUGUCGGCUACGGCUGCGUUGAACAAUGCAUGUAUAUGUUCUUCGCAAGUGAAGCUUUGGAAGGCAUUUCUGACAGAUGUGCUCGAUACAAAGUCAUCAUGGAACGUUUCCGUCAGGAAGUCGGAAAUGCAUAUCUACGAGUCGGAUAUCAAACGAUUUUGAAUCUUAUGAAUCGCGGCAAUCCCAACCCAUGCGACCUGAUUGGCCAAGUAUAUACAGAUUCCUAUCAUCAAAUAGUACAAUCCAACAACCUAAUCUUGAACGCCUUUUGUUACGACUUGUUCAACUUGAUAUUGGUGACCACUUUCCGUAAAAAAGAAGAAGCGUUGAAGUUCAGUCGUUCGGGAUUCUCCUCUAUUGAUGGAGCUAUUGGAUUACUGCAUACGGCCAUGUUUUACGUAUUCAGCUCCAUAUCGUUUCUAGAAAACUGGAGUCAAAUAACAGAACAGGAACGACAACGGGUUACAGAUGCUAUCCAACGCUGUAAAGGGUGGGCUAUCAAUGCGCCACAAUUCUUUGAGCACAAACUCGCCUUACUUCAAGCACUCCACUCUGAAUUUGCCGAAGACAAUUUCCUUUGCGCUGUUGAUUUAUUUGACGCUGCUAUUGAUGGCGCAAAGAAACAUGGAUUCAUACAGAUCACGGCUCUUGCCUGCGAAUUGGCUGCAGAAUUCUACAUGCGACGUGGAAAGCAACGCAUUGCCAAUGACUAUUUGCUCGAAUCUUACUACAACUAUGUUCGAUGGGGUGCUGAGGCUAAAGCCAAGGAUAUGGCAAUGCGGUAUCCAAGCACAAUUGGCAAACACAGGCGUGAGAAGGCUAUCGGCAGUGGUGAUCAAAGUGGUCAUUCUUUAGGAUCGAUGCUACCCAUCAGUCCUGCCACUUCAGGCUCACGAAAUAGGGUCUCUGAAUCGGCCAAUCCGUUUGAAGCAUUGGAUAACUCUUUUGUCAACCGUGAACGGCCGACAGCGAGCACUUCAGGCGGCGAAAUUGUUGGCACGCAAAUGGACAAUAUACCACCUAUCUUUGAGGACACUAGCCCGAUGUCAACAAAUGACACUGUAUCAGCUAUCACUUCUCUAUCUACUAGUCAAUCCUAUAUUUUUGGCGAAUCUAAUACUAUUACCAGCCUUGAUCUGGAUACCGUGAUGCAGGCUUCCCUUGUGCUCUCCGAAGAAAUUGUGCUGGACACAUUAUUGGAGAAAUUAAUGCACAUCUUGCUACAAACUGCUAGCGCUGAGCGAGUAGUCCUACUCUUGGAAAAACAAAAAAAGCUGUUUGUGGAGGCGUCGGCUUGCCACUCUGACAAACGCCAAGUCACUUUAGCUGACUCUCUGUUGCCUCUGGAAGAUUGUCGAGAGACUCUGCCAGUAUCUAUCGUUUACUACGUUGUGAACACCAAGCAAACGGUUAUAAAUGAUACCAACCAGCCUAAUUCUCUAUUUCAAGCCGAUGACUACAUUUUAGCAAAAAAUCCAAAGAGCAUCAUGUGCAUUCCCAUUACGCACCAAGGAUUGCUAAUUGGCGUGUUGUACCUUGAAAAUACUCAGGUUUACAACGGCUUUACACAAGAAAGAAGGGAUAUUUUGCAGUUGCUUUCGUCACAAGCAGCCAUUUCCAUUCAAAAAGCUCGUCUGUAUAAAGAUUUGAAUGAUGCAAAUGAAAACUUGACCAAGAGCCAUGAGCAAAUCAAGGAAUACAGCAUCGAUUUGGAACAUAAAGUCAAUGAACGAACCAUCGAACUGCAAGAGAAAAAUCGUCGAUUGGAACUUGAAAUCGAAAAUAGGAAGAAGGCUGAACAGGAAAUGAGAGUAGCAAAAGAGCAAGCUGAACAAGCGACGCAGAUGAAGAAUCUCUUCCUCGCCAACAUGAGUCAUGAAAUUCGCACACCGUUCAAUGCCGUUAUCGGAAUGACGCAUUUACUUCAAGAUACAGAGCUGGACACUCAACAAAUGGACUAUACUGAAACGAUUCGAAACAGUAGCGAAGAACUUUUAAACAUCAUCAAUGACAUUCUUGACUUCACCAAAAUCGAGACCGACAAACUGGACCUAGAAUGUCAUCCCUUCUCACUCCGCUCUUGUGCGGAAAGUGUCAUGGAUGUUGUUUCAGCGAAAGCCGCUAGCAAAGGGAUUGAAAUUGUCUUUUGGAACCAGGAUGGUGAUCAAGUGAAUGACUGGAUUCUCGGUGAUUCUACUCGGUUUCGACAGAUUGUCAUUAAUUUACUAAGUAAUGCUGUCAAGUUCACUGACCACGGCCAGGUCAUCAUCACUGUCAAAUUGUAUACUAAGGAAGAAGGCCUGCAAUUACAAAACAGUGGUGUAGCCAAGGCUUCCGGAGCUGGGAUGUCCAGUACAGGUGAAACGAGCAUUCCAUUCCCUACUCCACCAACACAUAUGUUACACGUUAGUGUUUCCGACACUGGCAUCGGUAUACCUCCUGAUCGAUUCUUCAGACUUUUCAAGCUGUUCAGUCAAAUUGAUAAUAGUACUACUCGCAUUCAUGGUGGCACCGGAUUGGGUCUGAGCAUUGCCGAGAGACUCUCAGCUACGAUGGGCGGUUACAUGUGGGUCGAAAGCAAAGGUACCAACCAAGGCUCAACAUUCCAUUUCACCAUUCAAACAACACCUCAGCCGUCGCAAGAAUCACCGGAUGUAGAAGCUUUGAUCAAACUGAGACAAUAUGGACUUCACUGCCUAAUCGUAGAUAGCAAUGAGGUCACCCGAGAUGUAUUGAGAACGUUGAUUGAAGCCCUGGGUGUUCAUGUUCAUGUGGCAACCACCUUCCAGGACGCGACUGCUCUGCUCAUUCAGUUCAACAUCCGAGUCCUGCUCAUCGAUGCAAGAGUUGGAGCCAAGAAUGCUGCCAAUGCCGAUAUCAAAGUAGCCGAUCUCGAAGGCAUCCGACUUUUAAGUAGAAUUCGCAAAUGGGAAAGCGAGAAUAAGCGAGUAGCGGCGGAGGCGAUCAUGAUGACACCGUUAGGAGUUCGAUUGUCGGCCACGGCUAUGGAAGGACGUCGUAUCGGCACAGUGUGUAACAAACCUGUGAGACGAAGCCGCCUUAUUACUGCCUUACUGGACGCAUUCUCUGCUUUGGUGGCUGGAACGAAACAAUCAAUCUCUGAUGGCCGGCCAAGACGAUUGACGCCUUCCAUAGACGCUGUAAAGAGACCUUCUGUCAUUCCCAAAAAUAUCUCUAACCGUACUGGACUACUCAAAAUCUUGGUGGCCGAAGACAACAUCAUUAAUCAAAAAGUCAUCGUUCAGCUCCUUAAGCGAAUGGGAUUUACUACCGAUAUUGCAAAUGAUGGCGCGGAAGCAUUGGAUAUGAUGGAAGCUACGACGUAUGACAUUGUCUUCUUGGAUUUGAAUAUGCCAAAGAAGGAUGGGUUGACCGUUGCGAGAGAGGCUUGUGAAAAAUAUCCACCUGAUGUGCGCCCUACAUUAGUCGCUAUGACGGCUAACGCUAUGAGAGGAGAUAGGGAACAAUGUCUGCAAGCUGGCUGUAAAGACUAUAUCGCCAAACCUAUCCUCAUACCUGAGCUUUCUCGCGUACUUGAAAGCUGCUCAAAGCAUACCGCUGAUGAAGAAAGCAUACCACCCUCGGAUCACCGCUCCAAGCGUCAAAAAUUGACCUAAUGAUCCCUGCGAAUCCAUUAUAGAUUUUUAAUUUCAUGACAUGUAACAUAUAACCUUUCGAUAACCCCAAUUGAAAAAUUUGAUGAGAUCUUAUCUCAUAUUAAUGAUAUCAUACGGCUUUUAUAUUUUGGAGUUU
Messenger RNA from Umbelopsis ramanniana AG, 7701 nucleotides. RefSeq lists its product as uncharacterized. Bases 366 to 7565 code for a protein of 2399 amino acids. Gene Ontology annotation, biological process: phosphorelay signal transduction system; protein phosphorylation. Gene Ontology annotation, molecular function: protein binding; ATP binding; phosphorelay sensor kinase activity. NCBI's taxonomy places the organism in Eukaryota, Fungi, Mucoromycota, Umbelopsidomycetes, Umbelopsidales, Umbelopsidaceae. The transcript has 11 exons. The record is from RefSeq and is a predicted model, not a curated record.